Melanotaenia boesemani (Boeseman's rainbowfish) is the source of this 3772-nucleotide messenger RNA. Its product is annotated as high affinity cationic amino acid transporter 1-like. The record is from RefSeq and is a predicted model, not a curated record. Lineage: Eukaryota; Metazoa; Chordata; Actinopteri; Atheriniformes; Melanotaeniidae. The transcript has 12 exons. Gene Ontology annotation, molecular function: amino acid transmembrane transporter activity. Gene Ontology annotation, biological process: transmembrane transport; amino acid transport. Gene Ontology annotation, cellular component: plasma membrane. The coding region runs from base 171 to 2099 and encodes 642 amino acids.
UACUGUCUUUUUGAGUUUUGCUCGCUCGUACGUGCACGUGUACUUCCCACAGAGUCAUCUCGUCAGAAGUUUCAGAAAGGGGGGAAAUACUUUGAAGCGAGUCCGUCGUUUGUGAGUCAUUUCUCAUUAAGUAUAUUUUGUGGAGCUUCUGGUGUAAUUUGCCAGCAAGGAUGAUUCUGGCAACAUUGAAAGGUAUUGGGAAGCAGCUCCUGCGGGUGAAAGUUGUGGACUGUAGCUCAGAUGACUCCCGCUUGUCCCGGUGCCUCAACACGUUUGACCUGGUGGCCCUCGGUGUGGGCAGUACGCUGGGCGCUGGCGUCUACGUUCUUGCUGGUGCUGUAGCUCGCGACAGCUCUGGACCUGCCAUCGUCCUCUCAUUCCUCAUCGCGGCCCUGGCAUCUGUCCUGGCCGGUCUGUGCUACGCCGAGUUUGGAGCCCGCGUCCCCAAGACUGGCUCAGCUUACCUCUACAGCUAUGUGACAGUUGGAGAACUUUGGGCAUUCAUCACAGGCUGGAAUCUCAUUCUUUCUUAUGUCAUAGGAACUUCAAGUGUGGCCAGGGCAUGGAGUGCAACCUUUGAUGAGCUUAUUGGAAGGCACAUUGAGGCAUUUUGCAGACAGCAUAUGGCCAUAAAUGCACCAGGAGUCCUGGCAGAAUAUCCAGAUGUUUUUGCUGUCCUCAUCAUACUCACUUUGACAGGGCUGCUUGCGUUUGGGGUGAAAGAGUCAGCCUUGGUAAACAAAGUAUUCACCUGCAUCAACGUCCUGGUGCUGUUGUUUGUGAUCAUCUCUGGUUUGGUUAAAGGAAACCUAAAAAAUUGGAGUCUGAACCCUGAGGAGAUCCUAAAUGCCACCACAAACUCUAGUCUUAAUAUAUCCAAUGUCUUACCUGAAGAGAAAACUCUUGGUGAAGGUGGCUUCAUGCCCUUUGGUUGGACUGGCGUCCUCUCUGGUGCUGCCACUUGUUUCUAUGCCUUUGUAGGGUUUGAUUGCAUUGCCACUACAGGAGAAGAAGUGAAGAAUCCCCAGAGGGCCAUUCCUAUUGGGAUUGUGGCCUCUCUCCUCAUCUGUUUUGUGGCCUACUUUGGCGUAUCAGCGGCUCUCACAGUGAUGAUGCCAUACUACAUGUUGGACAUGAACAGCCCUCUUCCAGUGGCCUUUAAGUAUGUGGGCUGGGAGGGAGCCACUUAUGCAGUGUCCAUUGGCUCUUUGUGUGCUUUGUCGACCAGUCUACUAGGCUCCAUGUUCCCAAUGCCCAGGGUGAUCUGGGCCAUGGCAGAAGAUGGCCUGCUCUUCAAGUGUUUGGCUAAAAUCAGCCCACGAACCAAAACCCCUCUAACAGCUACAGUAACAUCAGGUGUAGUGGCAGCUGUGAUGGCUUUCCUGUUUGACUUGAAAGACCUGGUUGACCUCAUGUCCAUCGGCACUUUGCUGGCUUACACUCUGGUGGCUGCCUGUGUCCUUGUCCUUCGGUACCAACCCGAGCACCUGAGCAUCGACUAUGAAAUGGCCAACACCCAGGAUGAAGCCGAGUCUUACAGCGAGGGGAAUAUUGACAUCCUACCUCAGCCAGAGGAUCACUUCACCAUCAAGAAUCUCCUUUUCCCUUCGAACACUGAGCCAUCUCCUCUGUCUGGGCUGGCUGUCAACAUUUGCACCAGUAUACUUGGUGUCAUGGUGUGCGUUUUUGGCAUUGUAGCCGUUCAUGGAGGGCUGGCACCCUGGUCGGUGUCUAUCCUCUGUAUGGUUGCAGUGUUUUGUCUGUUUGUCACAUUCAUUGUGUUCAGACAGCCACAGAGCAAAGCCAAGCUUGCCUUCAAGGUUCCCUUUCUACCAUUUGUCCCCAUUAUUAGCAUGUUUGUUAAUGUGUACCUGAUGAUGCAGCUCGAUAAAGGAACUUGGAUGCGCUUUACCGUCUGGAUGGUCAUAGGUUUCUUUAUCUAUUUCGGCUACGGGAUUCGCAACAGCGCUGAGGCAGCGUUGAACCGGACGGACACCUACGCACCAGCAUGCACGAUAAAAGGAGAGCCCAUGGCCACGGAGAAGGAGGCCUUCCUGCACGAAGGACAAAACUCCACCCCAGAAGAUGAAGAUUCAUGAGAAAACAAGAGGUUGUUUGAGCUUUGCAUGAAACACUGACAAACUGUUGAAUUCUCUGAAACAACUAUAAAUCUUUCACGGUUGCAUUUCUUUUGUUAAACUUGAUCUAGAUUCCUAAAUCCACAGUAUACUAGACUGAAGUGGCAAUUUUAAUAUUAUUUUAACAUUUUAUAUAUUUAAAGUUGAGAAUUUGCUGAACAGUUCGAUACGUUUGCUGUUUACCUAAAACAUUAUGAAUACCAUAAAUCUGAACAGAGCUAAGAAUAAUAGCUCAUCUUUGGUGUUUUGUAAAAUAUUUCUUAGUUGUAAAUUUGCUUCUGGGGUACAGAAGUUUUAAGGGGUUUUAAACUUGUAUUUUGUUACUAAGAAAAGCACAAUUCUGGAGUUGAAUCAUGCAGAGUAAUACAACGUGUUGCUACAGAUAAUCCUGUUAGCUCUGUUAACUGUGUAUCUGUGCAGGUAUCGAUGUCUUGCUGCUGAGUAGGGACACAUCUUAAUUAAAGAUUAAGACCAUCGGGGUUGUCUUGGUGAGGGGAAAUUGCACUUUUUAACUAUAAAAAAGUGAAGUGAUUGAGAUUCUGCAGAUGUUCCUAAAGUGCCUUUUUCCCCACAAUGUUACACCUUUAAAGUUACAAUAUUGCUCUCACUUGACAGCUUUUUGAAGUAGAUACUGUAUAUUGUCUGUAUAUAAAGUAGGUUACACUUUGGAUGUUGCAAAGUAUAUGUUAAUGAUUUAUGGCAAUUUUUUUUUAGUCAUCCAUUUUCUGUUUUUAGUUCACAAGCAUUAAAAUAUGGAGAACAAUCCCAUUUUUAGUAUUGCACACUCGGGUUUGAAUCUUGAUUGACUCACUUUAACCCAGAAACUUCUGCACCAACACUGUAACUCAAGCAGAAAUAUGCCUGCAAUAAAUAACAGAUGAAGGGAAAUGAAAGCUAUUUGGGUGGAUGUACAGAUCCACAGGGCAGCUGAAAUCUAAAUUUUACAUAUCCUUUUGCAUGUCUUCAUUAAAGACUGAAAAUGCAACCACGUGGAAUAUUCCUGAGAAAAAUCUCUAAAACAAUCACUACCAUGUUUUCAUCAGUAACUUGGUGAAUGAAUUACAGUUAGCUUGGUUUGUCAUGAAGUGUUUUUUUUAUGUAAUUGGUUUAUGCUUCAGAAAAAAUGUAUUUAUUUAGAGAUGGUGUUGCAUUUUCUCGUGAUAGUAAACCAAUCUACAUGUGUAAGAUAUGAAAUAAUCUUGUAAAUAAGCAGUUUGUAACUUUAUCAGCACAGCCAAAGAAGAAUGUUUCACAAAUGACCUUUUUGUUUCCUAUAAUUUGUAUUGUAAAUAUCAUUAUUAUUUACUAGAAUAUGCCUAAAUUAAAGGUAUAUCAUCAAACAUAAGUUUGUUUCUUCAUUUUAAACCAAAUAAAUUUUUACUGUUUGGAAAUGUAUUCUUUGCCAAUAAAUGUUGAACUUUCUGCUCUUAUUUCAGCUUUCACUGCUAAAAGAUGGAAUAUUUGGAGAGCAGCUUUUGUGCCUUUUGUUUGGAUUUGCUGUUGUGUCCAAGUUUUAUCAGCUUCCAUCUACACAAUUGACAGUUUCAUAGAAGCGUUUGCAUGCUGGACAAAAUGUCUCAUGUUUAGAUUUUGUGGUGCAGCUUUUUUAUAUUGGUUUGCAGAGUAUUGACGAU